UCAGUUUCGCUUGGAAUUUCUGGCCGGUCAAUUUCUCUCUCUGGUCCUGCUCGCAUCCUUCCUUUGUGAUCACUGUGGUUGGAUUUUUUUUUGAAAUCCUCUCCCUCUCUCUCUUCCGAAUCCAGGGCUGAAAUUAUCGAAGUAACUGAAAAACAAAGGUGGCAAAUACACAGAGCCGGCGGAUGUGAAGAUGUUUUGAAGAGGAGACGCGGUUUUUCCUGCCUGUUCCCUAUCUGUGUCCUCUCCCUCUCCCUCUGUCUCGCUCUCUCUCUUUCUCCUGUCUAUGGGAGCGUGUUAGCAACGCCUGACAAAGUGAGGGGGGAUUAUAAAGGGCUCCGGACAAGCUUGUAACAGUUUUGACACACUGAACAUGUCGCGUUGGCCUGCCUUUUCUACGCGGGGAUUUCUGUGGAGGAUUCUGUGGGUUACUUGUAGUUUGCAAAACUGUUUCUGGGUGCGGGCCUGCCCGGGGAACUGUAUCUGCAAAAUCAGCCAGAUUUACUGCAAUCAACCCGAUAAUGUCACCAUUUUCCCCGUCCUGGAUUUGCAGGAGAUGGAGAACGUUACGGAAAUACACAUCGAGAACCAGAAGAGUCUUCAAACAUUGAAUGCUUUUGAUAUGGAGCCUUAUAUUGGACUCCAGAAUCUGACAAUCAUAAAUUCAGGACUACGGUUGAUUGCUCCACGAGCUUUUGCCAAAAAUCCUCACCUUCACUACAUCAAUCUCUCGGGUAAUCAUCUCACCAGCCUUUCCUGGCAGCCCUUUAGGACACUGCAACUCGCCCAGCUUAUUCUGGUUGGAAACCUAUUCAAUUGCAGCUGUGAAAUCCGCUGGAUCCAGCUGUGGCAGGAAGCUAGCGAAGCUCAGUUAGAUCGGCAGCAGCUGUACUGUAAGACCGAAAGCUCCAGCAUCCUCCUUUCCCACAUGAACAUCCCACAGUGCGACUCAGUUGUUGAAAUGAAUCCAGCAGAUUUUUGGGCAAAAGCUCAGGAGGGGGGGUGGUUGACUCUCAGCAGCUGGGAGACCAAACGUAUUGUAAAAGACCCGACCAACAAUAAUCUGACGAUGGUCUCUGCUGUAAACUUGACCCUAUUUAAUGUUGAUCAGAAGGAUAAUGGAAAACUGCUGACAUGCAUCGCGGAAAACGUGGUGGGGAUGACGAAUGCCUCAGUGCUGUUACAUGUUUACUUUCCACCUCAUAUCAGUGAGCUAACAGAGCCUGAACAGCGACACAUGCACUGUAUUGAGUUCACCGUCUUCGGCAACCCCUUGCCUACCAUUCAUUGGUUGCACCGGGGCCACCGGUUAAAUGAGACCGACUACAUCAAAACCGAGGUCUAUGAUGAGUCGACGGACUGGCUCCAUGGGUGCCUGCUCUUUGACAAACCCACCCACUACAACAACGGGAACUAUACCCUUGUGGCUGAAAACAACUUGGGAUUGGACACAGAGACGGUCUAUGCUCAUUUCCUGGGUAUCCCAUUUCCUGAAAUCCUGGAGAACCCCUUUUACAUUCCAUCAUUUGAAGUGACAACAGGCCCUCCAGUCAGUGUAACCCACAAGCCCGAGGGAGACACUUUUGGUGUCUCCAUCGCUGUUGGACUUGCUGCAUUUGCCUGUGUCCUCCUGCUCGUCUUGUUCAUAAUGAUUAACAAAUAUGGACGCCGUUCCAAAUUUGGAAUGAAGGGGCCAGUAGCUGUGAUCAGUGGUGAGGAAGAUUCUGGAAGCCCACUCCACCACAUCAACCAUGGGAUUAUCACACCCUCAUCCAUGGAUGUUGGACCAGACGCUGUCGUUAUUGGGAUGACCCGGAUCCCAGUGAUUGAAAAUCCUCAGUAUUUCCGUCAGGCUCACAGCCUCGGGAAAUAUCCAGAGACACAUGUACAGCACAUCAAGAGGAGGGACAUUGUUCUGAAACGAGAGCUGGGUGAGGGAGCUUUCGGGAAAGUUUUCUUGGCCGAAUGUUACAAUUUGAGCCCAACCAAGGACAAGAUGUUGGUGGCAGUUAAGACUCUGAAAGAUGCCACUGUCUCAGCACGAAAAGACUUCCAACGAGAAGCCGAGCUCCUCACCAAUCUUCGGCAUGAACACAUUGUGAAAUUCUACGGUGUCUGUGUUGAUGGCGAUCCUCUCAUCAUGGUUUUUGAAUACAUGAAGAAUGGAGACUUGAACAAGUUCCUGAGGGCUCGUGGUCCAGAUGCGAUGAUUCUGGUGGAUGGGCAACCACGGUUGAAAGGGGAAAUGAGUAUCUCUCAGAUGUUAAACAUCGCCACACAGAUUGCAUCUGGUAUGGUGUACCUGGCCUCACAACACUUUGUUCACAGGGAUCUGGCCACUCGCAACUGUCUGGUUGGAGGAAAUGUGCAGGUUAAAAUUGGAGAUUUUGGAAUGUCGAGAGAUGUCUACAGUACAGAUUAUUACAGGGUGGGUGGUCACACCAUGCUUCCAAUUCGCUGGAUGCCUCCUGAGAGUAUAAUGUAUCGCAAGUUCACUACUGAGAGUGACGUCUGGAGCUUCGGAGUGAUCCUGUGGGAGAUCUUCACCUACGGCAAACAGCCCUGGUUCCAGCUCUCAAAUAACGAGGUGAUUGAAUGCAUCACGCAAGGCCGUGUGUUGGAGAGGCCGAGAGUGUGCCCUAAGGAGGUCUACGACAUCAUGCUGGGAUGUUGGCAGCGAGAGCCACAGCAGAGGCUGAGUAUCAAAGACAUUCAUCGGAUCCUCCAGGCUCUGGGCAAGACCUCACCCAUCUACCUGGAUAUUCUCGGCUAG
This is a messenger RNA of Rhincodon typus (whale shark), 2770 nucleotides long. It is a transcript of the gene ntrk3a, whose product is annotated as neurotrophic tyrosine kinase, receptor, type 3a. Lineage: Eukaryota; Metazoa; Chordata; Chondrichthyes; Orectolobiformes; Rhincodontidae. The record is from RefSeq and is a predicted model, not a curated record. Gene Ontology annotation, biological process: protein phosphorylation; multicellular organism development; positive regulation of kinase activity. Gene Ontology annotation, molecular function: transmembrane receptor protein tyrosine kinase activity; neurotrophin binding; ATP binding. The coding region runs from base 371 to 2770 and encodes 799 amino acids. The transcript is spliced from 17 exons. Gene Ontology annotation, cellular component: axon; signaling receptor complex; plasma membrane.